AUGAAAGAAAUUAUAAAUCACAUAAUUGUAAAGUUUCUAAACUGCAAUGGAUUUGAUCUGGCUGAUAAAAAGGCAGUUUUGCUUAUAAAUGAAGCAUUAGAUUUGUAUAUAUCUAGCAUUCUCAAAAUCCUUAAUUCUCAUACAUUUCAUUCUAGAAAACAAUGUGCUAAUAUUUGGGACUUUGUAAGUUUGUUGAAUUUUAAAAAUCUAAAAAUUGAAAACAACAUCAAACCUGUGUUGUAUCCUUCUGUACAAAAAAAUAAUAUUGAAGAAUUUAAAAGUCCACUCUCUACAUAUCUAGAAAGAUAUAUUCACAUCUACGAUUUUAUGCCUUCUUUUCCGCCUACACAUACAUUUAGGCAAACGUAUAUUAAAAAUAAAGAGAAAGAAGACAGAUCUCAAAAAGUUAAAACAAGACUGGAGCAGAGUUUAAGAGCAGAAAAAAAUUUACUAAGGCUUAUCAAAGGCUCGGGAUCCUUACCUUCAUUUGUAAAUUAUUUGCAUAAAAAAUGA
Molecule: messenger RNA, 513 nt
Organism: Vairimorpha ceranae
Lineage: Eukaryota; Fungi; Microsporidia; Nosematidae
Product: abc-type multidrug transport atpase and permease component
Exons: 1
Coding region: 1-513 (170 amino acids)
Biological process (GO): transcription initiation at RNA polymerase II promoter
Cellular component (GO): transcription factor TFIID complex
Source: RefSeq, a predicted model, not a curated record